UUGGUCAUCAUAUCAAAGGUGCCGACACCGAGUCGACCUACUGUUCUUUCUUAUACUGUGGCCGCAGUAAUGUGCCGUCAUGGCGACGUUGCCGCCGCGGAAAAAUCCAACUCCUACAAAAAUCUUGAAGCAGCACUUGACACCCUUACAAACCCUUCUGCAGCUGGGCUUUCCGAAACAUCGGGCGGAAAAAGCAUUAGCUGCGACAGGACAUCGUGGUGUGCAAUUAGCAUCAGAUUGGUUGCUGGCUCAUGUAAGAGAUCCAACUUUGGAUUCUGAUACACAACGGCAAUACGUUUUAUAUGCUUGCCCAUCUGGAUCGUUAGCUGAACAACUUGAGUUGUUUUGGUCAGAGAGUAAAGAACUAGGAUGGAAUGGUGCUCAUAAUUUCAUACCACAUAUUACUCUUGUCUCCUUCUUUACUGCUCCUGAUGAGUUCACAAAAGAAUUGGCAAAUAUUCUUGAAAAUGUGGUUCAUCAGGAUGGAUUGCAUGAACAUAUUGAACUGGAGACAUAUGUGUCGCCUAAUUUUAUGGGCCUCUUCGUCAAAGAUGUGAACGCGGAGUUGUUAAAGAACAUUGCUCUUUGCUACGUCAAUAAAAUUGCUGCUUUAGGUAUUACUGCCGAACCGCAAAUAAAGUCUUUGCAUCUCACGUUGGCUUACCAGUUCCCUGGUAAUUUGUUUCAAUCUUUCCGCUCGAUGGUCGAGAAGUUAGGACCAAACACCCCAACCAAUUGGGAGCUCAGAUUAUACUCAAGAGACUCAAGAUUGCAGAAUAUGCACGUGCACAAAGUAACGCAUGCUCACGUGCCACGGGAACACGACGAAUUGGAGUUAAGAGUAGGCGAUUACAUUUACGUUCCAGAAGGAGCGUGUAAUGCAUCCACGGAUGGUUGGGUGGAGGGUAUUUCUUGGUUGACUGGUAUAUCAGGUCAUCUGCCGUUGAAUCAUACCAAGAGGACGGCAGAAUCGGACUCGUGGACGUUACAUGCCACUAUGCCGAUCACCGACAACAAAUAUGAAAGUGCAGAAGAAGAGGAAGUACCGAAAGUCAGAAGACCACCUCCAGUUUUGUCUCCAAAUGAUUCUACCGAUGCACCCGAUGGAAUUCCUACUGCCGAGGAGCCGAUGGCAGCAUCAGAAGCAUCCGAAACACCAUUUAGAGAGAUCUUUAUAUGUCGACACGGCGAGAGAGUGGACUUCACGUUUGGCGCAUGGAUCCCGUAUUGCUUUAAGUCAAAUGGUUGUUACAUACGUCGUGAUUUGAACAUGCCCAAAGAAGUACCCUCUAGAAAUAUUCAGGACUUCCAAAACGAUAGCCCACUGACGACUGUAGGCGAGAUGCAGGCGAGUUUAGUAGGCGAAGCCAUGAAAUCGUCCAGUAUCAAGAUAGAUGUAGCUUUCACGUCGCCAUCGUUACGUUGCGUUCAAACACUCGCUCAUAUUCUCAAAGGACUAGAGUCUGACAUUCCAAUCAAAGUAGAGCCAGGCCUGAUAGAAUGGUUGGCAUGGUAUCCAAAUGGCAUACCUGUUUGGAUGACUUCCGAAGAGUUAACGAAGGCAGGUUUUAAUGUAGAUAUUGAUUACGAUCCGAUCGUAAAAGUUAAAGAGCUCCCGUUGAAAGAAAACGCUGCACAGUAUUAUGAACGCAGUUACAAGCUGAUCAAGAAAAUCAUAGAAAGCACAGUUGGUAAUAUUUUGAUAGUAGCACAUGCUGCUUCCUUGGCUGCUUGUACCAGACAGUUGACUGGUGGUAGAAUACCCCCGGCGGCUGAAAUUACUAGGUUAGUUCAAAGAGUACCUUAUCUGGCAUGUUUAACAGCACGUCAAGAUAUUGACGGCUGGCAGCUCCAUCCUCCUCCCUUUCCACCAAUCACUCAUACCAGUAAUAGUAGAUUUGAUUGGAAAGUUUUAAUGUAAUUUACUUUGCACAAACUUGUUGAAGAAGACGUUUUACAAAGCCUAUAUAUCAAUAUAAAAGACUGUUAUAAUACAAUGAAUUUUUAUGCAGAACUAUCUAAUCUCGAUUAUAUUAAAAUAAACAUUCAACGAAUUAAAAAAAAAAGGUUUUUUCUCAAAAACAUAUCAUUGAUGUACGAUAAUUUGGUAAAUAUGAUAAAAACUAGUCGAACGCGCACGACAGUAAAACAAUAUUUACUUCCUGAGAUCAUGAUUAAUACGGGUAUUGAAGUGUAGUUUAUUUUAUUACGGAUAUAGAACAAAUACUAGCCAAUAUAUUAUCAUAAUGAUCGUUAUUAAUAGUACAUUGAUCUGCUAAAUAUGUAAUAUAUAAGCGACAUACUAGUCUUGAUUGGAUGCAUUUUUUUACAGUUUUAGAUAAAGCACUGAACAAAGAAUUUUUUUAAAAAAAAGGUAAUAUUUAUAUAUUUUAAAAUAAUAUACUAUUUUCUAAUAUAGUAUUUAUAUAUUUAUCCUACAUACACAUUUUCUUUCUUUAACACAUUUUAAUAAAAUUAUAUAUCGAAAUAAAAGUAUACAGAAAAAUCGAUAAGGUGCUCUUGUACACAUUAUUCAGGAUCUAUUAAUUGAAAAAUGUUCCAUGCGAGCUUUAUUACUAUUUCUCGAAGAAUUUAGAAUUAUGACGUGUGUCAAUUAAGAGUGAAAUUAAUUCUAAUAUGAUAAUAUCUACAUUGCAUCAAAAUAAACUUUGAUGUACAGAAUGAAGGUAUACUUAUAAUAUCUUUAUCGAUGUUACCUUUUACAGAAAACUGUUUAUAUGUAUAUAUUUAGGUAUAUCAUUUCAAAGAUAUGUCUAAUGUUGUUUCGCUUUUAAAAUAGAUUGAACAUUUGUCGAACGUUGAUCAGAAACACAAGACAUUUUUAUAUAUAGGUAUAUACAUAUGUACAUAUAUGUAUAAAAAAGUUAGUGUAUAUAUAUAUAGGCAAUAUUUUAUUAAAUAUAUAUUCCUAUAUA
Molecule: messenger RNA, 2936 nt
Organism: Solenopsis invicta (red fire ant)
Lineage: Eukaryota; Metazoa; Arthropoda; Insecta; Hymenoptera; Formicidae
Gene: Epp
Product: protein UBASH3A homolog
Exons: 4
Coding region: 80-1921 (613 amino acids)
Molecular function (GO): protein binding
Source: RefSeq, a predicted model, not a curated record